Messenger RNA from Cetraspora pellucida, 946 nucleotides. Lineage: Eukaryota; Fungi; Glomeromycota; Glomeromycetes; Diversisporales; Gigasporaceae. The record is from the annotation of a GenBank genome assembly.
UACUUUUAUUGACAAAAAGUUUCUUGAAUUGAUGGAUUCAAUUGCUGGAGAAUCCGCGAUGAAAAAACUUAGAGAUAAUAAUUAUGGUGAAUUACAAUAUCUUGUUAGAGAAUUUUGUGAACAGAUCAAGUUUCAGUUUACGGAAGAAUUAGAAAGAGAUCAAUGGGAAAUUGAUAUUACGUUUGAUUCUAUCAAAGCCAUGUUCGACCCAAUCAUUGAUAGAAUUAUUCGAAUGAUUCAAGCUCAACUUUAUAACGCUUUAACUUCUAGUUUUGGCAUAGCUCGAACUAGAAAAGCUCGUCGUUCUAUCCUUGCCAAUAAGUGUUCCGCCAUAUUUUUGGUUGGAGGAUUUAGUCAAUCAAAGUAUUUGCUAAAUAGAAUUAAAAAAGAGUUCACAGAUAGUGUCGAGAAUAUUUCUGUACCAACUCAACCUGCCGCUGCAAUAUGUAGGGGCGCAGCCAUGUAUGGCAUUAGCAUGAAUAAUGCUAAUGUUGAUCCAAAUUUAGCGACCGCGAAAUUUAUCAUCGGUACUCGAGUAUUGAAAUACACAUAUGGUGUUAGAGUUUCUGGUGUAUGGGCUGAAAGUGAUCCACCACACAGAAAACUUCGCAGCGGAAGAAUUCAUAGAUUUAGUCGUCUAGCAAAACGAGGUGUUGAAGUUAAAAUUGAUCAAGAAUUUACAGGAACGUAUUUACCAGUUGAACCAGAUAGUAGCAGUCUAGUUUUUUACAUUUUUAUUACUGAGAAUAUCGAUGGUAAAUACUGUGACGAAGAUGGAAUGAAAUUAUUGGGAUCGCUUAGAAUUGAUCUUCCUGAUCUUCAUCUUGGGACUGAACGACCAGUCCAAUUCUCUCUGAUGUUUGGUAAGAUGGAAAUUACUGCAUCUGCAAAAAAUAUGAUAAAUGGCCAAAGUUAUCAUUCUAAAUUUGAACUUUCUCUAAAAUAG